Misgurnus anguillicaudatus (oriental weatherfish) is the source of this 3130-nucleotide messenger RNA. It is a transcript of the gene csnk1db, whose product is annotated as casein kinase 1, delta b. Gene Ontology annotation, biological process: protein phosphorylation. Lineage: Eukaryota; Metazoa; Chordata; Actinopteri; Cypriniformes; Cobitidae. Gene Ontology annotation, molecular function: protein kinase activity; ATP binding. The record is from RefSeq and is a predicted model, not a curated record.
CUUGCCAAGGGGAAGUGACGUCACAGCCCUACGUUCGCGUUCGACACAGGAGAUACGAGCCGAGGCCUGUGACAGCUACGUUCCUUACUACAGCGACGGGGGUCAUCUGUGAAAAUCCGUCUCCAUCUUCUUCAAACGCGGGGAAAACCAUUAUGAAACCGCCAGGAGCAUAAUCUACACAGUCUAAGCUUUCGCCUGAUACCAAAAUUGUGGCAUUUCAGGCUUUUUUACAUUAGAAAAGGAAUGGUGAAAAGUGAACUCCGUCGGACGAAUCGGAAUUCUCCUCAGGGAUUCGGGGGGGUUGGGGUCGCGUAGCGCAAUAAAGGAUUGUAAUAUUUAAAUAACGUGUAUUUGUUAAGGUAAAACUGAUUUUAGGGCUGCCAGCGACUGGUUUUAUCAAAUUAAUUGAAAUAGAAUCGAGUGACCCGUUCGGGAGAAACCGUAAACAACGAUGGAGCUACGAGUUGGAAACAGAUACAGAUUGGGCAGAAAAAUAGGAAGUGGAUCAUUUGGAGACAUCUAUCUGGGCACUGAUAUUUCUGUUGGAGAGGAAGUGGCCAUCAAAUUGGAAUGUGUGAAGACCAAACACCCACAGCUCCACAUCGAGAGCAAGAUUUACAAGAUGAUGCAGGGUGGAGUUGGCAUUCCUAUCAUCAAGUGGUGUGGUGCAGAAGGAGAUUAUAAUGUGAUGGUCAUGGAGCUGCUGGGCCCCAGUCUGGAGGAUCUUUUUAAUUUCUGCUCCAGGAAGUUCAGCCUAAAAACCGUCCUGCUUUUGGCUGAUCAGAUGAUAAGCCGCAUCGAGUACAUCCACUCCAAGAACUUCAUUCACAGAGAUGUGAAGCCUGAUAACUUUCUAAUGGGCCUGGGGAAGAAAGGCAACCUGGUGUACAUCAUUGACUUCGGUCUGGCCAAGAAAUACCGUGAUGCACGGACACACCAGCACAUUCCCUAUCGUGAGAACAAGAACCUCACGGGCACUGCACGCUAUGCAUCCAUCAACACGCAUCUUGGAAUUGAGCAGUCUCGGCGUGAUGACCUAGAGUCUCUCGGCUAUGUGCUCAUGUAUUUUAACUUGGGCUCGCUGCCAUGGCAGGGACUAAAAGCCGCCACCAAAAGACAGAAGUAUGAGCGAAUUAGCGAGAAAAAAAUGUCCACCCCCAUUGAAGUUCUCUGCAAGGGCUACCCAUCUGAAUUUGCCACAUACCUCAACUUCUGUCGGUCGCUUCGAUUUGAUGACAAGCCAGACUAUUCGUAUUUGAGGCAGCUCUUCAGGAAUCUGUUCCACAGACAGGGCUUUUCAUACGACUACGUGUUUGAUUGGAACAUGCUAAAGUUUGGUGCCAACCGCACAGCAGAGGACGCAGAGCGUGAGAGGAGAGAGCGGGAUGAGCGGAUGAGGCAUAGCAGGAAUCCUGCUGCUCGAGGCAUCCCCGCAGCCUCAGGCAGACCCCGCCCCACGCAGGAUGGAGCUCCUCCCACCCCACUCACACCCACCUCUCACACAGCAAACACAUCGUCACCGAGACCAGUCACUGGUAUGGAGCGCGAGCGGAAGGUCAGCAUGCGGCUUCAUCGCGGCGCUCCAGUGAACGUGUCGUCCUCAGACCUGACGGGACGGCAAGACACUUCACGCAUGUCCACAUCACAGAAUAGCAUUCCUUUCGAUCACCACGGCAAGUAGUUCGUCAAGCCCUUGUGUGAAGGCAGGUGCACCAGAUUGUCUCCAUGUCCCAAAUGCCUCCACUUGCAAUAUGGGGCACAAUGGGCAGCCUAACUACACAUGGCUGAUUGACAGCUCUCCACCAUCAGCUAAUAGAUAGGGCAGUCAGUCUUUUCUCUUCUGUUGACGAAACCAAAAUGGUGUAGAACCAACCUGACCUCUUUGCUUACAGGCUCUCUCUGUAUUUCUCUCUCUCUUUAUUCUUAUUUUUUCUUUACUUUAUCAAUGUUCUUGUGGACAUGAGAGCCUAAGGCCUGUUGGAAAAUCAUCAUUAGGUUGACCAAUCGGAGACUGGAUCAGCCACCCACACCGCACCAUGCCCUCAUCUGUGUCCUUCCUUCACAGUAACACUCUUUACAUCCAGUGCUGCACAACUUUCUCUGAUUCAGGCUCCUCUUAGUUGAGGCUAAUGUAUUGUCUGUGUGGUUAAAACGAGUCUCUGUUUCUUUGCAUACUGGGUUUCUUUUGUAUUUUAACCUGCCUAACAGACAAGUUCGUCUGGUGGCGUUGUAUUGGGUUCACUUAAAAAUUUUUAUUUACUCUGUGUAUUUAUUUUUUACUAUACGUUUUAAUAGCCCUUCGUAACUGGUGAGCUCAUACAGGUUCCUUUUCCACGGGGCCAGCAUCAUUCUUAACAAAUUGACUCUGUAAACCUCACCGGUUUGUCUGCUCUAUUGAUCUCCGGCUGUACAAUAUUGCCCUCCCCCAUUAUUGUGUGUCUUUUGUUUCUAAGCUGUGAAAUAACUGUAAAAUAUUUGUGUAAAUGUUUCCAUGCUACACUUUAGAAAGACUAUGAAAUUGCCACAGAUUGUUUGAGUCUGAAAUUGAUCGCACAUUCUUUUUAUUCCACUUUUUCAUAAAGCCACUAAAAUGAAGUGCCAGACAUUGGGGGGUUUCAUACACUCAAAACUUGAACUUUGACUCUUUGAUUCACGAAUGAAGACCAUGUUUAGAAGUGCUACACGACACGUGUUUAUAAAGGUUGGGUGUAUUCAGCUUAGAAUAAUGUGGAUGCAAGUGUUCUUGCGUGAGUCCUGAUGUGUCUAGGUGGUGUUACGGAAGUGAUUACGUUUUGAUUGAUUAUACAGAUUGCAAUGGUUGAAUGGAAACAAAUCAAAGAAGUCUUACUUUGCCCUCUUUUAAGAAUUAUUCCAGCACUGAUGUGGCUUUUCUGAUGCACCUUGAAUGCUGGUCUGGUCAUCUGUUUACUGUUCUCACAUCAUUCGUUAAGGGGACUUUGGCGUCUUCCCGGGUGAAUUUUUCCAUCUAAUUUUCCCUCUCUUAAGCCCAUGGCUGUUUUGGGCUCCACACACUUUUGUGGAAGUCAUGCCAAUUUGUCAGUCCUGUAACAAUUUGUAUUACCACCGUAUUUGUGUAUUUUAAACCAUGUAAAUAAAUGAAUUACUUGUA